UUAUAUCAGUUAGGGGACAAAUGAUAAGGAAAAAUGAUCGGGGUGGGCUAAACCGUUUCACUUUCAUGUAUAUAUAUAUACCGUAACAAGACCCUCCCAGAUAAUAUUAUAAUACCUUUCUUUAAUAAUAAGUAAAAUAGUCAGAGCAUCUUAAAUCCUAACAUACUGAUGGAAUAUUAAUUUCCACCAAUUCGCACAGUGGAAUUAAACCUUGACAAAAGUUAGAACAAAAACAAUGAUGAACAUAAGCUUUUCCCACUGGACUAAAACCUCGCCAACACCCACCAACGUGUGGCUUUUGCCUUCAAAGGCUCAGCAUUGAUUCCUGGGUCAGAUGACUCUGCAGUAGUCUGCUUUAUUAAUCGGCUCCGGCUUCGAUCAGCAGUGACGGAAACAUCACACGAUCAUUUUAGCCCAUUUUUUUUCCAGUGCCAUGCUAUGUGACGCACUUUGAAGUCCAAGAUUUUUGGACGAUUAUUAUAAUUUAUCAACAAACAAAACAUACAAUCAAUAUGCCUUAUCCUCAAAGCCACCAGACUCCAGUCAGACACAACAGACAUUUUGUUUCAGUCAACAGAAACAAAAUGAACCUCACCGAAACCGUCUACGUUAGUCCAACAAUCACCAACUCUGGUUUGAGAGUUGAAAAGAGGGACUGAAUAAGUAAGAUACAAAAAAGAAGCACCGUAACACUUUCACUGAUUACUAACCCUGUUUUCAACAGUGUUGUUGAACGUGACACGCCAGAGAAAAAAAACGACCAUCGCCUUCUUUUAGUGGGUUUUUACUGUGUGUAAAAAAACCUGAAUAAAUGAGUCCUUCUGUCGCUUCUGAGGGACUUUGUCCUGACCCCUGGAUUUCAAAUAACAAUUGUUAUGAAAUGAAUAGUAAAAUCUAAAUCUGUGCUUAAAAUAAUCGCAUACAUAACAUAUCGUUCCCUACUCUCCCAAAAAGUCAGAUGAAUGAAAGUACAUACUGUCGCUCACUUGUUUAUUUCACAGGAAUUAUUCCACUGUCAAGUUCUAAGAGCGGUUCAAACAUGUUCACACACCUCCACAUGAUCUGUGAGACCCGUCUGAACCUGAACACAACAUGUCGUCCUCUGCUGCUCAGUUUAUCCAUAUGUAAUAAAGGGGAGAAUUUCCUCGUCUAAGCUGCUUUGGAAUCUGUUGGAGAGAUUAGCUUCACUGAAAGACCAAGGCUUUUUGGCACACGGAGCCCGAGCUGCAUGCUGCUUUGUGGAAAUGAAUCAGCUGCAAGGUAUUUUAAUGAAUGCUAACUUCAGUCAGUACUUGCUAGGGUUAUGGAGCUGAGGUUGUUUUUGUUCACUGGGACCUUAAAAUGACAGUUACUGUUACCAUCUGCUGCCUUCAGGUGCUGUUGUUUUUAACGGCCUAGAGAGAUUGUUUUGUGUCUGUGAUUUCCGUGCUUUUAUAUUUUGAAGUAAACUCUGGUCAAACCACUUCUCCCUGAAACCGAGAACCUGGCAGGUUUAUGAAAGCAGCCACUCUAGUUCCCGCCGGUGUGAGAGUAAACUGUUAGCACUGAAUGCUUUCACAGGAGCUAACUGCUAACUGGACUGAAUAUCUGCUUCAUGCAUUGAUUCAGACCGUGUUGGUGCGCUAUGGAGCUGCCAAAAAUACGACUUCUUCCAUCCCUCCAUUGGAUCUACAAUUCCCAUCAUGCUUUGGGGGAUGCAAGCAAAACGUAUAAUGUUGCCAUGAAGACAGUGAGUUGGCUUUUGGCUACACAUUGAGCUCUGUUUUUGAGCCUAUAUUUGUUUACAGUUGAGCAUUUGUGCCAUGCUGCAUCAGCUACUAGCACUUCCCGUUUACUCUGGAACCACGGAAACAGACAACAUUCACUGGGUCACUGGAUACUGAAGAAAGUCUGAUUGUUAAUGUUGAUUAGGAAAGAUCUGAAGCUAUAGGAGACAUCUGAUUUAUUGAUCUUUAUGUGUGUAUCACGUCUGCGUAUUGAGAUUUGAGUUAUGUUUUCCAUAAAAGGCCACUGCAGAGACAUUCAGUCACCAGCUACCAACCUGUAGAGGUGUUGCAACUUGGGAAACAGGUUCAAAAUCGUCUUUAUUGUGCAGCAUAUACAAUAAUUGUAAAUACCACUAUCUAGUUGUCACACAGUGAGCAUGAAGCCUUUGGGGCCCCUGAGGGUCCGGGGUUUGUAGUACGGUCUUGGUUAGAGCCAGGCUUUCCGGUGUAUGUUUACCCUUUGCUUGUCUUUCAUAUCUCCUCCAUGACUCAACAACAAGUGCUGCUGUAAUGGUGGUAUUGGACUAUUAUCUGCUCAUCUGCUCGCCUCCCCCUCUUCCUUUAUACAUCUCAAAAAUAGAAGUUAUGCAGAGACAUUGCUCAGUGUUCCUGGUACUAAUUUAAAGGGGAGUAGCCCAGAGAAAACAUCACAGGCUUUUCUCAGUUGACCUUUUGGAAAGUUGUGGCUGGGCAGGGCUGGUGUCUGGUUUUUAGUCCAGUGGCAACCUCGAUAUACUGUAUGUAUGUGAAGUUUGAUCGGUGUGAUUUUGAAGGUUUGCAUGUUGCUAUUGCGAGCCUCCUAAAUCUAUAAUUAGAGGUUAGGCUGUUAGUCAGGCUGGUGUUUGACAAACAGAACGUCAAUAAACAUUUCAUGGAAAAAAGCAGUGAGUAUUUAGACUCCUUCCUGGUGGAGCUGUUUUUAAGGAAUAGCCUUUCUGGUUUAAGUAAGUAAAGUAAAUGGCCAAGUCAGUGUAUUUAAAUCAACCGCACUCUUUCCAUCCCUUCCUGUCCUGUGAAUACACACACACACACACACACACACUUCAUCUGGUUUGCCUCAGGCCAAUAACAUGACCCAGGUGUGGGAGUUCUUUUCUGCAGUUCUGACAGCAUGGAGCCCAGUUAGCUUAAGGCCUUGUUUAUAGUCGCUUAAGCACCGUGGUGUGGGACUUCACAGCCGGCUCAUGAGCUACGAGCACGCAUAACGACAUUUGUGCUCAGCGCAACUUUCAUUGCAAUACUUGCUAAAACGUCAGGGGGCAUUGUAAAAAAUAAAGGAAGUGCACCGAUACCAGUAUCGUAAAACUACUCAAUACAUCUGACAAUAAAUCCGAUAAUAAAUCCGAUAAUAAAUCCGAUACAUCCUUUACAGCAAUGUGACGUUAACCUUGAUCCCUCUGUUAAUUGCUAAGAACAGAGGGAUCAAGAUUAGGUUUCUUUAAAAGAGGUUGGACCACAGCAUGUUUAAGAGUCGAUAAAAUCAAGACGGCGAUACAGGUUUAAAAUUGCUAAAAUAACUAGGAAUAUCCCUCCAGACAUGUAAAACACGGUCUGGGGGGUUAUUUGAUUCUGUUUGUAAAAAAAGUUUAAAAACUGCUCACACAUCUCUUGUGAGGCAUCAGUAAAAUUGCAGAGGGAGGGAGUGACCACCGAGUCAAUUAUCAUUAAAAUAAUUGGCGGAUUCAAGUGGUUUGCUAAAAUUAAGUUGGAGAAGAAGGAAGUUCGUGCUUCUUUAAAUAGACACAGAUAGAGAAAUAGACCGAGAGAUAAACUAUGGUGGGAAAGAAGGGCAGCUCUGCUGGAACCGAGGACAAGAUGGAAAAUGAAUUGUGUAUGUAGGACAUGGGAACAAAGUCUAGUGAAAUGUGAGAGAGGGAGGAAACAGGAGAGACAGGUAAUGAGAGGACAGAGGCUAAGGAUUAGGAUUGGAAUGAGAUAAAAUAGGAUUGAGGCAGUUGUCUGAGAUCAAGGGGCGAGGGCGGAACAAAGAGAGAGGAGGCAGGAAAAUGAAAGGAGAAGAAGAGGUAAAUGUGUUGACAGCUACAAGAUAGAGAGAGGAGGGGGGAAGAGACCAGCACCUCCAUAUUACUGGCUGUGGCCAAAGCAGGAAUGUCCUCUGGUUGCACCACAGCUGAAACAUACUUUUGACCCACAGAGUUCCUGCUGACGCUGUCCCAGACAGGAAGACAACAUGGCCUCCAGCUCUAACCCCCUCAGUGGCCUCACAGACAGGAGCGGGAGCUUCUUUAAGCUGAUUGAUACAUUUGCAUUGGAGAUUGGGGAGCUGAAGAGAGAGAUGGUCCAGACCUCUCCAACAGCCAACAGAGAGCCUAUGGAUCUACGAGGGCUGGAGAGUGAGGUGAGCGGCGUUUACCUCCAGUCCCCCCACUGUGGGGGGGAGGGGGGUGAGAGGGAUUCUGGAUACGACUCCCUGCGAAGGAGGAUGAGCGUGUUGGACAGGCUGAGUCGAACCCAUCCGGUGUGGCUGCUGCUGGCCGUCAGUGAAGAGGAGGCCGGUCGUAUUCUGCUCAGACAACCUCCUGGGGUUUUCCUGGUCAGGAAGUCAGCCGCACUGCAGAGAAAGGUUCUGUCUGUGCGUCUGAAGGAGGAUCCAUCAGGAACUCCAGUCAGCCACUUCCCUGUCAGAGAGAGCCAGUACAUUCAUGGAGCAGUGAUGGUGCCAAAUUGUGAUGACACACCAGCUGUGGAUUUUCCCUGCUGUAAUGACAGCACACAUGGGAAGGCCGUCCGCCUUUGGCCGGGUUUGUCCUUUAAAUCCUUUUCUCUCGAGGAAUCUGGGAUCAGCUUUGCAGAUCUGUUUCGCCUGGUGGCCUUCUACUGUAUUAGCAGGGAUGUCCUGCCUUUCACACUCCAACUCCCAGAGGCCAUUGCAUCGGCUAAGACUCAGAAAGAACUGGAGGAGGUGGCUCAGCUGGGAGCAGGCUUCUGGGACUCUGCCCUGUGCAGUCAGCGGCGCCCUUCCCCCCGUCCCUGUCGCCCUCUGAGCCGUACCCUCAGCCCCCAGCGAACUAACAGGAACAGGGAGGUUGAGGGGUCACGGCUGAGACACACCGGGGCUCACUGCGACAGUGCACCCCCGACCCUGCGGUCCGGCGCUCCUCCACCUUCCUUUCAUCUUGAGAGAAGACAUUCCAGUGGUCCUCUGUGCUUUGUCAACCCCCUGUUUCUCCAGACUCGUCGGAACCACCACCACCGCCGUGAGGACGAUCCACCUUCACGUGCUGUCAAGUCCGAUAACAACCUAGAGAAUGCAGAGAAAUCGCCCGUGAAGCCGCUCAGCAGCAGCCGAGGUAGCGAGCAGCACGUGGACAAGAUCAAACUGAACGGCAAAUCACGGCCACCUCCCCCUCGCCCUCCUCCCCCCCGCUCGAUGCCACGCCGGCGCCCUGCUCCUCCACCGCCUGGACCUCUGGCAGCUACCACCAGACCCAAGAGCAUGCCAGAGGCCGUUGCUGUGUCUACAAGACAGCAACCGUCGCUCAGCAGGCGCAAGGCUCCCGCUCGACCAUCAAUGGGUGCCAAGCAUAGCAGCCCGUCCAAAACUGCCAGCUCACCAGUCCCUGUGCCCACAAACCCACCACCUCCAAGGCCAAAGAAGCCUGAUCUGGAAGCUCACCGCUGCCACAUUGCCUUGGAUGAUGAGACCAUUGCCAAGGCUCUGUCCCGAGCCAAGCUUCCACCCUGCCAGCCUCCACCUGCCGUCCCUGCUGAUGUACUACUGGAGAAGAGCGCUGGGAGUCUGUCUACUCCUAAGGAGAGGGGACGCCAGCGGCUCAGUGACAUGAGCAUGUCUACUUCCUCCUCUGACUCACUGGAAUAUUCACAGUCUCCUGGAUUCUCCCUGGGCCUGGCCCCUAGUCCAUCCCGACACCUUACUCAUCAAGACCCAGUGGAGGACAGCAGUGAAGACGAUGAGGACGGGGAAGAAGACGAGGAGGAAGACUAUGGGGUCGGUCUGGAGACGGACCUAGAAAUGCAACACCGUCCGUCCUUCAAAGCACGGAGGCGAAUGGUUGGCGUUAGUCUGAGCGGUGGCUCCUUCAUCCUCCCCAGGGCCCUGAAGGGACGCUUCCUUAAGGUGAGCGGCAUGCUCAGCUCCCUCAUGACCCCCGAGAGACGGGCGGUGAAAAGGAUCGCUGAGCUGUCCAGGGACAAAAGCUCAUAUUUUGGCUCCCUGGUCCAGGACUACAUCAGCUUUGUUCAGGAGAACCGAGGCUGUCACACCUCAGGGACGGAUUUUCUGCAGACUCUCAGGCAGUUUAUGACACAGAUGAAGGCUUACCUGGGCCAGAGCUCCGAACUGGACCCCCCUAUAGAGUCACUUAUACCUGAGGACCAGAUCGACCAGGUGCUAGAGAAGGCCAUGCACAAGUGUGUCCUAAAGCCUCUGAGGAGUGUGAUCGAGAUGGCUUUACAUGACUUCCAGGUGAGCAGCGGAGCUUUGCAGCAGCUGAGGGAGAACCUGGCCGUGGCUAAGACCAAGAGGCCGCAAGAGUUAGGGGUGGACGGAGCCGUGCCUCCCAACCCCGAGGCUAUCGAGAAGAUCUGCCACAAGUUCCUAAACAUGAGGAAGAUGUACUCUCCCGAGAAAAAGGUGUCAUUGCUGCUGCGUGUGUGUAAACUCAUCUAUACCAUCAUGCAGGAUAACUCAGGGAGGAUGUUCGGUGCCGAUGACUUCCUGCCCAUGCUGACUUAUGUGGUGGCUCAGUGUGACAUGCCUCAGCUGGACACAGAGAUCCAGUACAUGAUGGAGCUGCUGGACCCGUCUUUGCUGCAAGGAGAGGGGGGCUACUACCUGACCAGCGCCUACGGAGCCAUGGCCCUCAUCAAGAACUUCCAGGAGGAGCAGGCAGCGCGGGUGCUGAGCUCUGAGGCCAGGAACACUCUGCACCAGUGGCACAGACGGCGAACCACCCAACGUUCAGCACCGUCUGUGGACGACUUUCAGAACUAUCUCCGUGUAGCCCUGCAGGAAGUGGACACAGGCUGCACGGCCAAAACCCUGAUCGUCCACCCGUACACAACCACAGAGGAGGUGUGCUCACUCUGCGCUUACAAGUUCAAGAUCCCGGACCCUGACACCUUCGCACUGUUUCUGGCCACCAAGGACACUAGCCAGCAGCUGGCCCCGGACACACACCCUCAACGGAUCAAAGCCGAGCUCCACGGCCGGCCCCGGGCACAGAUCUUCCACUUUGUCUACAGGAGGGUCCCUAACCUCAACCUCUGUGUCCCUGCCAUCAUGCACAAUGGAAACUGCCUUCAAGUUGAAUAGAUCCGGAGAUUAUCACAGCGUGCUGCACUUGAUCCUAAACAAUACUUAUGCUUUGUGGUAUUAUGGUGGUGCUUAUAGAUUUUGUAGAUAGUUUUGAGGACGUCAGAAUGGAAACAGAAACCGAGCUGUAUAUUGGCAUAUUGAUGCAUAGAUAAAAUAUCAAAUAUGAUGCAAGGCAAAUAAGGUAAUUUACCUUAUGAGGGACCACCAAGGGGAAGGAUCAAGACUGUGGCUCAGUUUGGGUCAAAAAGAAUGUGAAGUAGGUUAGGUGGUAUCAGAUCGUGUUUAGAGGCUGGUUUGCAGGAUUUUGAGUAUGUGAAGUAUUAUAAUGGAGGUGAAAGGUUUCUUGGACAAGUAUGCUAAAGCAGAGGUCAUACAGUUUAAUAUUGCAUGUUAUGUAACCAACGUUUGCCUUAAUUGCUGUUGUCUCGGGUCCCUUCAAAAGGAAUUGAACAUACUACAUACAGUGUGUUGCUACUGAAAGCUUUCAGCUAUCAUCCAGGGAUUAGUCAGCUUUCAUCAAAAUGACCCAGAUAAAAACGUCAUGCUAAAACGUUGAUUUAAUAAGUCAAAUGAACUAUUGUAAAAGUAGUUUUUUAUUGCUCUUAUGUAUAUUUUCUGCAAUUGCUGGUCAAUUGUAGCUUGUAUGUCCGUGUAGAAAUAUUUUUAUAUUCAAAUUUUCCAUCACUAAAGAUUUAUAUUCUGAUUUAAUAUUUCUGUACAGGACUCGAUAGUAGACUUGGAUUUAUAUCUUGAAAGUCCAUUUAAAACAACACUGUUUCUAUAAUUUGUUAUGGAGAGCUCAAAGCGGACUUCUUGCUACAUUAUUUUUGGAAGAAGUGUCCAUUUUGACAGCACAGGUCUAAACAGAAGGUUGUGAUGUAGGGGAAUAUGUGUCUUUGUGGUUUGAUGUAUAAAGUCAAAUGAACCAUU
Molecule: messenger RNA, 7995 nt
Organism: Anarrhichthys ocellatus (wolf-eel)
Lineage: Eukaryota; Metazoa; Chordata; Actinopteri; Perciformes; Anarhichadidae
Product: ras and Rab interactor 2
Exons: 13
Coding region: 3958-7062 (1034 amino acids)
Biological process (GO): signal transduction; vesicle-mediated transport
Cellular component (GO): cytosol; endocytic vesicle
Molecular function (GO): guanyl-nucleotide exchange factor activity; small GTPase binding
Source: RefSeq, a predicted model, not a curated record